Molecule: messenger RNA, 3904 nt
Organism: Triticum dicoccoides
Lineage: Eukaryota; Viridiplantae; Streptophyta; Magnoliopsida; Poales; Poaceae
Product: disease resistance protein RGA5-like
Exons: 7
Coding region: 722-3583 (953 amino acids)
Biological process (GO): defense response to other organism
Molecular function (GO): ADP binding
Source: RefSeq, a predicted model, not a curated record
UGAUUGACUGCCGUGUUGGUCUUCCACUGAGCGCUCCCUUCCUCUCAUCUCAGUCAUCUCCUCCGUUGCUCUCCCUUGAAUAAGAUUGAUCCACCCUUGUUGCUCUCCUCCUUGGUCCUCUCCUCCUCCGUCCUCGCCCCUGCCAACCAACUGCCCUAUUGGCGACCGUGGACAUUUUGGGUGUAUUUCCUGUCGAUUUGUUUCCAGUUAAAGUAGCAAUGCUUGGAUCCAAAACUUAUUAGUUCUCGUGCUUGAGAUUCUGACCCAUUUGUGUUGAUUGAAUCCAGGGUGGGAUCGUGGGGCUCUAAUACAGACUACAGAGUACUACUGUAUUCCUCUGCUCUUCGUCUCGCUUCCCACGGAGUACUUCUAUAUUCCAAGCAAUUUCCUCUCUUGGCCGCUCUUGGUCUUCUUCUGCUCCUCGUCUCUGCUUCCUCUCAGUCUCCUCCAUUGCACGGCCUGGAACAGAUUGAUCCGCCUUGUUGCUGAUCUCAUCCAACCUCCAUGGACAUUUCGGGGUGGCAGUUUCCAGUCAUUAUUCAGAGCACCAUGCAUCCAAGGCACGGACCCGUCUAGCGGCCUGAUCGAGUGAAGCGGCCUCACGCAUCUUGCAUGUGGUGCGCUGGCACCACUUCCGCUUCGUUGUCCCCUACGACGCCGUUGUCUUCAGCUCUGCCCAUGAAGCACUGAGGUUUCCAGCUGAUUGCUCCAGCGAGCUCUCAUGAAUAUCGUCACGGGUGCCAUGGGCAGCCUGCUCCCCAAGCUGGGUCAGCUGCUCAUGGAUGAGUACAACCUGCACAAGCGCGUCAAGAAAGAUGUCGAGUUCCUCAGGAAGGAGCUUGAGAGCAUGCACGCUGCCCUCAUCAAGGUUGGCGAGGUGCCGCCGGACCAGCUCGACGGGCAAGUCAAGCUCUGGGCCGACGAGGUCAGAGACCUCUCCUACAACAUGGAGGAUGUCGUUGACAAGUUCCUCGUACGCGUGGAUGGCGACGGCAUUCAGCUGCCUCACGACAACUCCAGCAGAUUCAAGGAGCUCAAGAACAAGAUGAUCGGCUUGUUCAAGAAAGCCAAGAAUCACCAUCGCAUAGCUGACGCGGUCAAGGAAAUCAAGGAGCAACUCCAGGAGGUGGCUGCUAGGCGUGACAGGAACAAGGUAGUUGUUCCUAAUCCUACGGAACCAAUUACUAUCGAUCCUUGUCUUCGAGCUUUGUACGCAGAAGCGACGGAGCUAGUUGGCAUAUAUGGGAAGAAGGACCAGGAGCUCAUGAGGUUGCUCUCCAUGGAGGGUGAUGAUGCCUCUAAGAACAGACUAAAGAAGGUCUCCGUUGUUGGAUUUGGCGGAUUAGGCAAGACCACUCUUGCUAGAGCAGUAUACGACAAGAUUAAAGGUGAUUUUGAUUGUCGGGCAUUUGUUCCGGUUGGGCAGAAUCCUGAUAUGAAGAAGGUUUUAAGGGAUAUCCUCCUUGAUCUUGGCAACCCUCAAUCAGAUCUUGCUAUGCUGGGUGCCAAUCAGCUCAUCAAAAAGCUUCAUGAAUUCCUAGAGAACAAAAGGUAUCUUGUGAUAAUUGAUGAUAUAUGGGAUGAAAAACUGUGGGAAGGCAUUAGCUUUGCUUUCUCCAACAGGAAUAAUCUAGGCAGUCGGCUAAUAACCACAACCCGCGAUUUCGAUGUCUCCAAAUCAUGUUGCUUAUCGGCUGAUGAUUCAAUAUAUAAAAUGAAAUCUCUUUCUACUGAUGACUCCAGAAGGCUCUUUCAUAAGAGAAUAUUUCCUGACGCUAGUGGAUGCCCAAGUGAAUUUCAACAAGUGUCUGAAGACAUAUUGAAGAAAUGUGGUGGAGUACCACUGGCCAUCAUUACUAUUGCUAGUGCUUUGGCUAGUGGCCAGCAAGUGAAACCAAAGCAUGAGUGGGAUAUUCUACUCCAGUCCCUUGGCUCCGGAGUAACAAAAGAUAAUAGUUUGGUUGAGAUGCGGAGAAUACUAUCUUUCAGCUAUUAUAAUCUACCGUCUCAUCUGAAAACUUGUCUACUAUACCUAUGUAUAUAUCCAGAAGAUAGCACCAUUGAUAGAGAUAGACUGAUAUGGAAGUGGGUGGCCGAAGGAUUUGUCCACCAUGGAGAUCAAGGGACCAGCCUGUUUUUGGUCGGAUUAAACUACUUCAACCAACUCAUUAAUAGAAGUAUGAUCCAGCCAAUAUAUGAUAAUAUAGGCCAGGUAUAUGGUUGCCGUGUACAUGAUAUGGUUCUUGAUCUAAUCUGCAACUUGUCACAUGAAGCAAAGUUUGUUUAUGUAUUGGAUGGUACUGGGGAUAACAUGUCUUUUCAAGGCAAUGUUCGUCGUUUGUCCAUUCAAGACAGAAAUAAAGAUCAUCAAGGCACACCUCUCAGAGAUUUCAUGGGUAUAUCACGAGUAAGAUCCAUUACUAUCUUUAAAUCUGCUAUUAAGAUCAUGCCAACCCUGUCAAGGUUUGAAGUUUUGCGUGUACUUGAUUUGUCGGCCUGUAACCUGAGAAAAAGUAGCAGCCUGGAAGGUGUUGGACACCUAAUUCACCUGAGAUACCUUGGUCUAUCAGGUAUUGGAUUCAGGGAACUCUCGGCUGAGAUAGGAAAGUUGCAAUUUUUGGAGGUGUUGGAUCUUAGAAUCAAUAAAUACCUAGAUGAAUUGCCGUCCACUCUUUGUAAUUUGAGAAGAUUAAUCUGCCUAAAUGUUUGUCCCUGUAAGCUGGUUCCAGCAGCUGGUGUGUUGCAGAAUCUGACAUCCAUAGAAGUGUUGAGGGGGGUCUUGAUCUCUCUGAACAUUAUUGCACAAGAAUUUGGCAAUCUGGCAAGGCUAAGGAAGCUUCAUAUUGAGUUCAAGGAUGGUAGUUUGGAUUUGUAUGAAGGUUUCGUUAAUUCUCUGUGCAACUUACAUCGUAUUGAAAGUCUACGUAUUGAUUGCAAUUCCAGAGAAACAUCUUCUGAACUGAUGGAUCUCUUGGGAGAACGUUGGGUGCCUCCUGUACAUCUCCGUGAAUUUGAGUCUUGGAUGCCCAGCCAACUCUCUACACUGCGAGGGUGGAUAAAGAGAGACUCCUCACAUCUCUCGAACCUCUCUGAUUUAAUCCUCGAUUCAGUGAAGGAAGUGCAACAGGAGGACGUGGAAAUCAUCGGGGGGUUGCUGUCCCUUCGCCGGCUCUGCAUAAGGAGCACCCACCAAACACAGCGGCUGCUAGUCAUCCGUGCAGAUGGGUUCCGCUGUAUGGUACAGUUUGAGUUGAAUUGUGGGUCAGCGACGCAGCUAAUGUUUGAACCAGGAGCUUUGCCGAGGGCGGAGGCAGUUGAGUUCAGCCUGGGCGUGCGGGUGGCGAAAGAGGAUGGUAAUUGUGGUUUCGACUUGGGCCUGCAGGGGAACCUGCUCUCCCUUCGGCGGUAUGUCAGGGUUUGGAUGUAUUGUGGUGGAGCGAGGGUUGGGGAGUUCAAGGAAGCGGAGGCUGCGGUGAGGUGCGCCCUCGAAGCCCAUCCCAACCAUCCCGCGAUUGAAAUUAACAUGUUCGCAUAUAGUAUAGCAGAAGGUGCUCAUGAUGACGAUUUGUGUGAGGAGAACUGAUUUACGACGCAGGGGGAUUCACAGUGCAUCAGGUAGUGGGGGCCGCGGUUACUGCUGGUGGCAUCGGAGAAUUGAAGGAUGGAAAAGUUUGGAGUUUCGCUGGAAGUUGUUUGAUGAGCUUCUUUUAAAUGGCAGUCAGCUUGCAGAAAUAAAGAGAUGUUGCUUGGUUUUGUAAUGAAUAAGUAAUGGUGUUGGAGUAACAUGCUGCUCUGCUUUAGCUUUUAUAAGCUGAACCGGACAAAUUUUGUUAGAGUUGUGUCGAAUAUAGUGUACAAGGUAGGUUAUAGUUGGACUUGUAGUUGUAUCGUGUUUACAUAGGAU